Aedes aegypti (yellow fever mosquito) is the source of this 6468-nucleotide messenger RNA. It is a transcript of the gene RpII215, whose product is annotated as DNA-directed RNA polymerase II subunit RPB1. The transcript has 5 exons. Gene Ontology annotation, cellular component: RNA polymerase II, core complex. Gene Ontology annotation, biological process: transcription by RNA polymerase II. The coding region runs from base 327 to 5990 and encodes 1887 amino acids. The record is from RefSeq and is a predicted model, not a curated record. NCBI's taxonomy places the organism in Eukaryota, Metazoa, Arthropoda, Insecta, Diptera, Culicidae. Gene Ontology annotation, molecular function: DNA binding.
UUCUUCAGUUCGCUCGCGGCUCGCUUUGAUUUCACCACACAUUCAUUCGUGUCGCUCGUUGGCCGCCAUCAGCCAAAGAGAUUUUUAGCAAAUGGACGCGUGUGCUUUCGGACGGAAAAAUUUGGGCUGAUUUUCUUUCGCUCGAGAAGUGUUGAAGGUGUGCGCAAUUCAAGCUAAAUUUGUACGAAAUUUGUUCCCCAGGCCGCGGGGAAUCGAUUCUGACUAAGCAGGAAGAGAAAAAAGUUUCGUCUGAACGGAAGCAGAAAAAAGAGGACAGACAAACAAGAAGAAUCCAACGGCAGUAAGAAAAGGCAGCGGCUGCCAAAAUGAAUGGCGAUUCGAAGGCGCCCCUUCGGACGGUCAAAAAGGUCCAGUUCGGGAUCCUUUCGCCGGACGAAAUCCGUCGGAUGUCGGUGACGGAGGGCGGAAUCCAGUAUGCCGAAACGAUGGAAGGUGGUCGACCGAAGCUGUGCGGUUUGAUGGAUCCCCGACAGGGUGUCAUCGAGCGUACCUCUCGGUGUCAGACAUGUGCCGGCAACAUGACCGAAUGUCCGGGCCAUUUCGGUCACAUCGAUCUGGCCAAGCCGGUUUUCCACAUCGGUUUCGUCACCAAGACCAUCAAGAUCCUGCGCUGCGUUUGCUUCUACUGCUCGAAGAUGUUGGUCGCUCCCAGCAAUCCCAAGAUCAAGGAAAUCGUUAUGAAAUCCAAGGGACAACCCCGCAAACGACUGGCCUACGUUUACGAUCUGUGCAAGGGCAAGAAGAUUUGCGAGGGCGGUGAAGAUAUGGACAUCACAAAAGACGGUGCCGCACCGGAUCCGAACAAAAAGCAAGGCCACGGCGGUUGCGGUCACUAUCAGCCUUCGCUCAGGAGAACCGGAUUGGAUGUGAUUGCCGAAUGGAAGCAUGUCAACGAAGACUCCCAGGAGAAGAAGAUCGCCGUAACGGCCGAACGAGUUUGGGAAAUUCUGAAGCACAUUACCGACGAGGAAUGCUACGUCCUGGGAAUGGAUCCGAAGUUUGCUCGCCCCGAUUGGAUGAUCAUUACUGUUUUACCGGUUCCUCCGCUAGCUGUGAGACCGGCUGUCGUCAUGUUCGGAGCCACAAAGAAUCAGGACGAUUUGACCCACAAGCUGUCGGAUAUCAUCAAGGCCAACAAUGAACUGAAGAAGAACGAAGCGACUGGUGCUGCCGCUCACGUCAUUGCAGAAAACAUCAAGAUGUUGCAGUUCCAUGUGGCCACUCUGGUAGACAACGAUAUGCCCGGUAUGCCAAAAGCCAUGCAAAAGAGUGGAAAGCCCCUGAAGAGUGUCAAAUCUCGCUUGAAGGGCAAGGAAGGUCGUAUUCGUGGUAAUUUGAUGGGAAAGCGUGUGGACUUUUCGGCUCGUACUGUCAUCACUCCGGAUCCCAAUCUCCGUAUCGAUCAGGUCGGUGUCCCUCGCUCGGUUGCACAAAACAUGACCUUCCCCGAAUUGGUCACUCCCUUCAACAUCGACAGAAUGCAAGAACUCGUACGAAGAGGAAACUCUCAAUAUCCCGGCGCAAAAUACAUUGUCCGUGACAAUGGCGAACGAAUUGAUCUACGUUUCCAUCCCAAAUCCAGUGACCUUCAUCUCCAGUGCGGUUACAAAGUGGAGCGGCAUUUGCGUGACGACGAUUUAGUCAUUUUCAACCGUCAGCCCACUCUCCACAAGAUGAGUAUGAUGGGUCAUCGUGUUAAAGUACUCCCCUGGUCCACAUUCCGGAUGAACCUCAGUUGUACCUCACCGUACAACGCCGAUUUUGACGGAGACGAAAUGAAUCUUCACGUGCCGCAGUCCAUGGAAACGCGUGCUGAAAUUGAAAACAUCCAUAUCACCCCCCGGCAGAUCAUUACUCCCCAGGCCAACAAACCCGUCAUGGGUAUUGUGCAGGAUACGCUGACGGCUGUGCGAAAAAUGACCAAACGUGACGUCUUCCUGGAAAAGGAACAGAUGAUGAACCUUCUCAUGUUCUUGCCCACUUGGGAUGGCAAAAUGCCGCAACCUUGCAUCCUCAAACCCAAACCCCUUUGGACAGGAAAGCAAAUCUUCACCCUCAUCAUCCCCGGAAACGUAAACAUGAUCCGUACCCAUUCGACCCAUCCGGACGAGGAGGACGACGGUCCGUACAAAUGGAUCUCCCCCGGAGACACCAAGGUCAUGGUAGAACACGGCGAACUGAUCAUGGGUAUUCUCUGCAAAAAGACUCUCGGUACCUCGGCUGGUUCUCUGCUGCAUAUCGUUUUCCUCGAACUGGGACACGAAAUUGCCGGUCGGUUCUACGGUAACAUUCAGACUGUGGUCAACAACUGGCUGCUGCUCGAAGGCCACAGCAUCGGUAUCGGAGACACCAUUGCCGAUCCUCAGACGUACGCCGAAAUUCAGAGAGCCAUCCGCAAAGCCAAAGAGGAUGUCAUUGGCGUUAUUCAGAAGGCGCACAACAUGGAAUUGGAACCGACCCCCGGUAACACGCUUCGACAGACUUUCGAGAAUCAGGUGAAUCGCAUUCUGAACGACGCUCGUGACAAAACUGGUGGCUCCGCUAAGAAAUCGCUGACUGAAUACAACAACCUCAAGGCUAUGGUGGUUUCCGGUUCCAAGGGAUCUAACAUUAACAUUUCUCAGGUUAUUGCUUGUGUAGGUCAACAGAACGUUGAAGGUAAGCGAAUUCCGUUCGGUUUUCGUAAGCGCACUCUGCCGCACUUCAUCAAGGACGAUUACGGUCCUGAAUCGAGAGGGUUCGUGGAAAAUUCGUACCUUGCCGGACUGACGCCAACCGAGUUCUACUUCCACGCUAUGGGAGGUCGUGAAGGUUUGAUUGAUACUGCUGUAAAGACUGCUGAAACCGGUUAUAUCCAGCGUCGUCUGAUCAAGGCUAUGGAGUCGGUAAUGGUGAAUUACGAUGGAACCGUGCGAAACUCUGUCGGCCAGCUGAUUCAGUUGCGUUACGGCGAGGACGGAUUGUGCGGAGAGACGGUAGAGUUCCAGAAUCUUCCUACGAUCAAGCUGUCGAAUAAGGUGUUUGAGAAGCGUUAUCGCUUCGAUCCGACAAAUGAGAGGAAUCUGCGUCGAGUGUUCAACGAGGAUGUCAUCAAGGAGCUGACCGAGUCACCGGAUGUAAUCCAGGAAAUUGAAGCUGAAUACGAACAGUUACUGCGAGAUCGCGAGGCUCUGAGACAGAUCUUCCCGAACGGUGACUCCAAGGUCGUAUUGCCUUGCAAUUUGCAGCGUAUGAUUUGGAAUGUGCAAAAGAUUUUCCACAUCAACAAGCGAGGCACCACAGAUCUUUCUCCGCUGAAGGUAAUUCACGGAGUAAGAGAUUUGCUAACCAAAUGCGUCAUCGUAGCUGGUACGGAUCGUUUGUCGAAACAGGCCAACGAGAACGCCACGUUGCUGUUCCAGUGUUUGGUUCGAUCAACGCUUUGCACGAAAUAUGUCGCCGAAGAGUUCCGCUUGAAUAAUGAAGCAUUUGAGUGGUUGAUAGGAGAAAUCGAAACCCGUUUCCAACAGGCCCAGUGUAAUCCGGGUGAGAUGGUCGGUGCCUUGGCUGCACAGUCGCUUGGAGAACCCGCUACCCAGAUGACACUGAACACUUUCCAUUUUGCUGGUGUGUCCUCGAAGAACGUAACAUUGGGUGUACCCAGAUUGAAGGAAAUCAUCAAUAUCUCCAAACGACCAAAGGCUCCUUCUCUAACGGUUUUCCUCACGGGUGGCGCUGCUCGUGAUGCCGAAAAGGCCAAGAACGUGCUUUGUCGUUUGGAACAUACCACACUGCGUAAGGUCACGGCCAAUACGGCCAUCUACUAUGAUCCGGACCCACAGCGAACCGUCAUCGCCGAGGAUCAGGAAUUCGUCAACGUUUACUACGAAAUGCCCGAUUUCGAUCCAACUCGUAUUUCGCCGUGGCUGCUGCGUAUUGAACUGGAUCGUAAGCGUAUGACAGAUAAGAAGUUGACUAUGGAACAGAUCGCUGAGAAGAUCAACGCAGGUUUCGGUGACGAUCUGAACUGUAUCUUCAACGACGAUAACGCUGACAAGCUUGUUCUACGCAUCCGUAUCAUGAACGGAGAUGACAGCAAAUUCCAGGAGAACGAAGAGGAAAAUAUGGACAAAAUGGAGGACGACAUGUUCCUGAGGUGUAUCGAAGCGAACAUGCUGUCGGACAUGACGCUGCAAGGAAUUGAAGCCAUCGGAAAGGUGUACAUGCAUUUGCCACAGACCGAUGCCAAGAGAAGGAUUGUCAUCACUCCGGAAGGUGAAUUCAAGGCCAUCGGAGAAUGGUUGCUGGAAACUGACGGUACUGCUAUGAUGAAGGUAUUGAGUGAGCGAGAUGUAGAUCCGGUACGUACGGCUAGUAACGAUAUUUGCGAGAUCUUCCAAGUGCUUGGAAUCGAGGCUGUGCGAAAAUCCGUCGAGAAGGAAAUGAACAACGUUCUGCAGUUCUACGGUCUGUAUGUAAACUAUCGUCAUCUUGCCUUGCUUUGUGACGUCAUGACUGCGAAGGGUCACUUGAUGGCCAUCACACGUCACGGUAUCAACAGACAGGACACCGGUGCUCUGAUGAGAUGUUCCUUCGAAGAAACAGUGGACGUGUUGAACGAUGCCGCUGCCCACGCAGAAGUCGAUCCUAUGAGAGGAGUGUCGGAAAAUAUUAUCAUGGGACAGCUGCCUAGAAUGGGAACUGGCUGUUUCGAUUUGCUACUGGAUGCCGAAAAGUGUAAACUAGGCAUGGAAAUUCCACACACAUCCAUCAUGGGUGGAUCGGGAAUGUUCUUCGGUCCAGGAGCAACACCAAGUAUGAGUCCAGCUAUGACUCCUUGGCAACAAUCGCAGACUCCUGGCUAUUGCGAUUGGUCUCCUUCGGGACCACCAAGUGGAAUGACUCCUGGAGGACCAAGCUUCUCACCGUCUGCACAAUCCGACGUGUCAGGAAUGUCGCCAUUGUGGUCACCAAUGCCAGGUUCACCCAGUUCUCCUGGUCCAUCGAUGUCUCCCUACUUCCCAUCAUCUCCAAGUGCAUCUCCAUCAUACUCUCCGAGCAGUCCUAAUUAUGCUGCUGCGUCACCAGGAGGCGCCUCUCCAGCCUAUUCACCUACAAGCCCCAGCUAUUCGCCUACCAGUCCAACCUAUUCUCCAACAAGCCCACGGUACUCACCAACAAGUCCGAAUUACAGCCCAACGUCACCGCAGUACUCGCCCACAUCUCCAAGCUAUUCGCCGACCUCACCACACUACUCUCCAUCGCAGCCCUACGGUCCUUCAAGCCCUGCGUAUUCUCCAACUUCCCCUUCGUAUUCCCCAACCAGCCCGUACUCACCCACAUCUCCAAGCUAUUCACCAACCUCUCCUGCAUAUUCCCCAACCAGCCCAUCCUAUUCACCAUCCAGCAAUUCCUAUUCCCCAACUUCACCGUCAUACUCUCCAACAUCCCCAAGUUAUUCACCGACCUCUCCCAACUACACUCCUGCAACACCGUCGUACUCUCCGACGAGUCCCAACUACUCUCCUAGCUCGCCGCACUACUCGCCAACCUCUCCAUCCUACUCCCCAUCUUCUCCCAAAUACUCUCCAACAUCUCCAAGCUACUCGCCCACAUCCCCAUCCUACGGCGGAAGCCCACAAUACACCCCCGCCAGUCCACAAUAUUCCCCGACCAGCCCCAAAUACUCUCCAACGUCACCCAGCUAUUCCCCGAGCUCACCGCAGCAUUCGCCUGGUGGUAGCAAUAACUUCAUGAGUAGUUCACCGACCUACUCCCCAUCGGCAACCUACUCGCCGAACAUGUCCUCCUACUCUCCCGGCAGUCAGAAGUAUUCGCCCACCAGUCCGGUCUACACGCCCACCUCGCCGAACUACUCCCCAUCCAGUCCUGCUUUUUCGCCGACCGGGCAGGGCUACAGUCCCUCGAGUCCGGCCAGUCCAACCUACUCGCCGACCAGCCCAUCCUACGAGGACAGCCCAGAUGAUUAAAGGAAUCAUUAGGAGAGCGAUAGGCUGCUGGUCGCAUUUCAUUGCAGAAGGCUUGUGCGGUAUGGGAUGAGUUUGGUAAGGUUAAGGAAACUGCUCCUGAUGUUCUAGUUUGUAAUUAUAUUACUAAACGGCAAAACCAGGAAAGAGCAUUCCAAUUCCCUUUUGUUGCUCUUCCAAUCCUGAUGUUACUUGCUGUAAAACGUAGAACCACUAAGAUGCAAAACAAUAUUUAUAACUCAACGUAAUGUAUAAAUGCAUUUAGGAUUAAACAAUUUGAUGAAUGACGAUUAUUAUCAAAAAUUUGUGUCCUGCAAAAAGUUUAGUGCUUGAUUGCAUACGGAUUUGUUUCAAAACUUUGUCUAAAACAUGCAUUACAGAUGCAGUAAGAUUAUGCUGAAACUUUCUUAAAACACGAAAAAAAUAAUUAUAGAUUUUAUCUGUUGAGUACAGUAAUAAAUAGGUAUUAUCUAAAAAGGUA